Molecule: messenger RNA, 1807 nt
Organism: Umbelopsis ramanniana AG
Lineage: Eukaryota; Fungi; Mucoromycota; Umbelopsidomycetes; Umbelopsidales; Umbelopsidaceae
Exons: 11
Coding region: 30-1730 (566 amino acids)
Molecular function (GO): 5'-nucleotidase activity
Source: RefSeq, a predicted model, not a curated record
GGUCUACUUAUCCUCGUCCUGCUUCUUGAAUGUCGGGUUACUUGACCAUGCAGGCAUUUUCUCGGCUUACACCUAGAUUUUCUACGCAAAUUCGCUCAGUCAGCACUAAAGUUCGUCAGAAUGACCAAAGUACGAUAGUGCCAUAUCUUCGUCACAAGUACGAAGAGCGACUCGCUCAGCAUGCCAUGCUUGCCCGUCAGAACCAUGCCUCCAUUCUGUCACUUAGCUCAGAUAACCUCGACCAUUUGCCUGAAACAGACUUGAAUUCAUCAAAAGUGGCAAGAAUGCAAAGCGAUAUUGAACAUAUGUUUGGAUUUGGCCUGGUAUCCUCCAAAGACGUCUUUAUCAACAACGAACUAGACUUAUCGCGAGUUGAAGUCUAUGGAUUUGAUUACGAUUACACACUUGCUAGCUACACCGAUCGACUUUCAUUCACCAUUUUCGAAAUGUUACGAGAUAUAUUAGUUGAACACUUUAGAUACCCGAAAGCAUUGAGCAACUUGCAGUUUGACCCCAGCUUUGCUAUUCGCGGUCUUCAUUUUGAUAUAACCAAUGGAUGGCUGAUGAAAAUCGACAGCUUUGCAAACAUACAGCUCAGCACCGUGCAUGUGGGACGAGAACCGAUCAAGGAUGUGAAUGACGUUAUUCAUCAACAUAGAGGAGUGCACAUAUCACCAGAUUAUCUCCAGAAGAAUAUGUAUCAAUUGAACGAUUUAUUCUCUAUACCACAAGCUUGUCUACUCAGUGACAUUCUACAAUAUUUUAAGGACAACAACAUCGAUUUCCAUCCUCGCUACCUGGCAGAUGAUGUGCAGCGAGCUUCAGACAUCGUGCAUCAAUGGUCAUCUCUCCAAAGUAGAGGAGUUGGAGGUCAGCUUCAUAACCGCGUGGUGCGCGAUAUGAGUACCUAUUUGACCAAGCAGCCGUCUAUGGUCCGAUACUUGGAAGAUUUACGUCGUAAUGGGAAAAAGACUUUCCUUCUCUCAAAUAGUAGCUUUCCAUUCAUCGAUGCUGGCUUACAGUACAUAACUUCUAGCCCAGAUUGGAGAGAUCUUUUUGAUUGGGUCAUAGUGUCAUCCCGCAAACCUGAUUUCUAUAGAACCGAACGCCCAUUUCGACGUACAAGUGAGCCCACAUGGAACGCAGUUACCGAAUUUCAACCGGGCAAAGUAUACGAAGGAGGAAAUCUGAAAGACUUCUCUCGCUUUACGGGAGUCUCAGGGUCCAAGGUGAUCUACUUUGGUGACCAUGUAUUUAGUGACUUAAUCGAUCCUGCGCAACAGCAAGGGUGGAAGACGGGAGCCAUCAUUCGAGAGCUGAGUUCAGAAAUUGACACUCGUAAUACGCCCGAUUAUCGGCACACAUUGUCCUGGCUGUUAAGAUUAGAGCGCCUGUUAAAUGAAGCACAAGCUAUUGAUGGAGGUCGCCAUGUGCCUGGACUGGAUGCGCUCUUGGAAAAUUGGCGCCAUGAACGUCGAGAAAUUCGCGAUCAGCUCAAGCACGUUUUCAACAAGUCCUUCGGUAGCGUGUUCCGUACUCACCAUAAUCCUACCUUCUUUGCAAACAAAAUCAGAAAGUUUGCCGAUAUAUACACUUCAGCUGUUGAGAAUAUGGAAGGGUAUCCCCAGGACUACUGUUUCUACCCGGAUAGAGCCUAUUUACCACAUGAAAGAUCAAUCGAAACACUGGUGGAUAGUGGAAAAUUACACCAGGCACGAAGUUUGAAGUAAUCUGCUACGAUCCUUUCAUCCUUUUGAUUUGAAUUGGAUUUAGAUGUUAUGUCGUAUGUACCUCUGUAGAAAUCCUU